AUUUAACAAUAUAUAAAAGGUUAAAUUAGCUGGAAAGAAAUCGCAGCAUUGAUUAAUUCUCAAAUUUACUGCCAGUGAGAGGAAAACACAUAAUUAGAAGACAGAAAGAGGAAGAGAUAUCUUCUGCAGAAAAGAACACCAACAAAACAGGUAAAAAAUGACCAGCAGCGAACCGAAGAUAGCGCCUGAAGUCAUUUUAAAUCUGAAAGACCGACUCAAGCAUGGUCAAAAUGUUACGAAGAUCUUAGAAAGCCAACUUGAUACUGCCCAACAGAAUAUUAGCUUGCUCCAGGGACAAGUUCGACUCGCGAACGAGACUAUACUAAACCUGAAGAAACACUUUCAAGAGACAGAAAAAAUAUUGUCUCACUUGAUGUCGCCCAAUCAGCAACCAUCUCAGAGCUCCUUUGAAAUGGAAACGAAAGACUCGGACACAGAAUCUUCCCAAAAACAUGUUGACAGCACAACGAGAUCGCCAUUGCCAGAAGCAGCAGUCACCACCAGCAGAUCAUUUGACGAACGAAAUGAAAAAUCACCUUAUGCUAUACAACUCAAGCAAGUCCUUGAUGUGUUAGACGAAGAACCGAAAAGACCGGUACUGGUUCACCAUCCGGAAUCAGCGAAGGAUUGCAACUGCUCGGAUUGUCAGACAACUCGUAAACAAUACGUGGAGUGUGACUACGAGAGCAGCUCCUGUUCGAGCGAACACUAUCGCAGAAAAAGCGACGAGUCGUGUAAAGUGAAACCGAAAAGUAGCGGGCACAUUCACCACAAUACAUCUCCAAAAGCUUAUUCGAGAAGUGAAUCACACAGCAGUCACUCACUUUCUUAUUCUCAGUGCUCUGGUCCCUGCUGCGCCAAUAGUGAUCGGUACAAGAUGAUGGAAAAGCCUUCGACGCCUGUUCAUUACGUGAGUAUGCGUUCGUCAUCGGGAAAGCACGGAGAACGUCAUCACCAUGGUCACUGCAGCGAUAAAUGUCAAUGCCACUCGUACGUCAAUUAUGUACCGUAUGGUUAUCGCGUUGUUGAAGGCAGGUCAGGAAUGCCAGACUCCAUGCCGCCGAUGUCGCCGUCCACUCGUCGAAAACGAUCAUACGCGCCUGUUCUACCUGGAGAGGAGCCACCACAUUUAAAAUACACGAAAGUGAAGCGCAUUGAUGGUAGCAAGCUAACUGCACAAAAAGUAUUACAAGAUUUUACUAAACGACGUUUUCUGCCUUACAAUCCAAAGUACGACCUAGAUCUGCUUAUCGUCCCACCACCUUUGCCCGCCAUGGAUCUUAUACAGAGCGUCAACGCCCAUUCAGAUAUUUCUAAAAGUAAUUCGGAGACACAUUUGUCGUUGUUGCCAUCUUUGUACAAGAACUGUCACGAAGAAAACACGAUUGAAAAUUUGAAUGGUAUCGAAAAGAGCAAAGAAAUUUUUCAAAAUGGCAGCAACAGCGGUAGCAAAAUCCUAUGUAACGACAACAACAACAACAACAACAACAAUGAAACAAACAAUUUUUACGCUCAUCCUUUUAAAACAGCAAGUCUUCCGAAAACACUAUCGACUAUAAAAGAGGAACGAAACAACGGGCGCAGUAAACUCGAGGAUCAUAUCAGCAAACUUCGAAACGAUUCGACGCGAUCGCCUCACGGUAACAACCGAUCGCCCCACGCAAAUAACUACUACAACGAGCAGGAUUAUCACGUUUCAACGUUGAAUUUGAAACAAGAAAGAACGGUUUCGCCCGCAGGUGGGAAGUAGGAUGGAUGACAAGAAAGAGCAUGGUGUGACGAUAUAAAUUCGUGUGUGUAUAUUAUAAUAUAUAGAAUUUAGAUAAUUUUUUAGUCGGAUAGUUAGAUAGGCCUAAUUUACACGACGAGAUCAGUACGAAACUCGCAAAUUGUGUGCUAAUAUCCGUCCUGUAAAUUUAGACCUUUAUUUAAUCAUAUAUAUAUAUUUUUAAUUUUAAUUGGACAAGAAGUGACAUUUUUGAGAAGUUUGAAUUUUGAUCUUCAAGAGUUACCCGGACAUAAAAAUAAACUUUCAUGAUGUUAGCUUACUUCAAGAAGCUUGCACACCCCGCCUUCUUCUUAUAUCUUUGAAAUAAAGAGCAUAUAUCAGCGAAGCUUGUGUUUAUAGUUGCUGUACAUCAAGUGACCUGUACGUAAAGUUUAGCUGUGGUGUAAUAAUGGAAACUGUUGUUUUUUCUAAAAAAAAACUUUGUUAUUUUGUACAUAGUAUGAUAAUGAUUGUUAGUACUGUACGUAGCUGUAAAUUUGCAGAUUCUAGGUUUUUAUAUUUUUAUCAUAGAAAUAUCUUGUCCCCAGACUAAUCAAUCUUUUCACAGCCGUAUAGAUUAAAAGUCUGGGUUCGAGACUGUAAUUAGGUAAUAAAUUAAUUCAAGAAUACUUUUUUGCGUUGGUUUUUAGAUAUGCUAGUUCUAUGUCUCGCUUACUCAAGAGUCUAAACAAGAAGAUACCUUAGGGAUAUCAUGGAUACACCUGGUAAACAGGAUUAUUUAAAACUUUUUGUUACUGUUAGAGUUUGUAGUUUUUCUCCAUUAUAAUGCUCUGUCAAGGCAAUAAAACUUCAUUUAAGAAAGCACGAAAGUCAAAAAAUUCAACUCGUUAUAUUUUUAUGUAGAUUUAUAGUAAUAAGUGAGACAAAUAAGUGAGACAAUCACUAUAAGUUUUUGUUGUGUUGUUUUGUCAUAGAUUAUACUAUCAUGUGCUAGGCGCAUUUAUAUUUCA
Hydractinia symbiolongicarpus is the source of this 2739-nucleotide messenger RNA. RefSeq lists its product as uncharacterized. Bases 158 to 1750 code for a protein of 530 amino acids. The record is from RefSeq and is a predicted model, not a curated record. The transcript is spliced from 5 exons. NCBI's taxonomy places the organism in Eukaryota, Metazoa, Cnidaria, Hydrozoa, Anthoathecata, Hydractiniidae.